AUGCCAGCUGCUGCAGUGAAGCCCACUCUGGAGGACAUGGUCGCAGAGGGAGGAGGCGUUGGAGAACGUGGGGUGUCCCAGUGGGAAGCCUCGGGGUCGGGCCAGGAGCGGCUGCCUCUGCCCUCCUUGAAAGUCCCACGGGAAAUGCUGAGGAACUUCCCCCACUCCAAGCGGGUGGGAUCCUACCUGGUGGGGAAGAUGAUCAAUAAGGGCUCCUUUGCCAAAGUGAUGGAGGGGCUGCACAUCGGCACAGGGGAGAAGGUAGCCAUUAAAGUGAUAGACAAGAAGAAAGCACGCCAGGACUCCUAUGUGCUGAAAAAUAUGAAGAGGGAACCUCGAAUUCAUCAGAUGGUCCGACAUCCUCAUAUUGUAGUUCUUCUAGAGACUCUGGAGACGGAGAAUAGUUACUACAUGGCCAUGGAGCUCUGUGCAGGAGGAGACCUGAUGGAUAGGAUCUGUGAGAGGAAGAGGCUGGAGGAAAGGGAGGUGCGGCGCUACACCCGGCAGAUCCUCUCUGCAGUGGAACACCUGCACAAACACGGCGUCGUGCACAGAGAUUUAAAGAUUGAAAACUUCCUUCUGGAUGAGCAUAACAACAUAAAGAUUGUAGACUUUGGCCUGAGUAACACUCUGAAGCCUGACUCUAUUUCUCUGGAGCUUCUCAGCACCCAGUGUGGAAGUCCUGCCUAUGCAGCCCCUGAGCUGCUGGCUCACAGGAAGUAUGGACCCAAAGUGGACGUCUGGUCCAUAGGCGUGAGCAUGUUUGCUAUGCUGACAGGGACUCUACCCUUCACUGUUGAACCGUUCAAUAUUAAACAUUUGCAUCAGAAGAUGGUCAAUGGAGAGAUCAGCAGCAUCCCCAGUGACAUCAGCAAAGGUGCUGUGUCAUUUGUCAUGUCUCUCCUGGAGCCAGAUCCAGCGAAGAGACCCAGUGUCAGAGCAGUCAUGGAGGAGAGAUGGCUCAAUGAAGGAUAUGCCAAGAAACCAUUACAAACACACUCUUAUAAAAACAGGUUGUGUCCAGAGGAUCUCGACUCAUCUGUGCUGGCAUACAUGACAGAGACGCUGGGCUACUCCCUCCCUGAAAUAAUCCACACUGUGACCACCAACAGACCUUCUGCCAUCAUGGCCACCUAUCACCUGCUGCUCAGCAAGCUCAACAGAAGCCAGAAAGGAGCCAAGGCUGGCAAGAAGCUGGAGAUUAAUGAUUGGAGUUUUCCAAGCAAGAAUACGUGGAGAGACAUGACUUACGCAGAGGCAAAGACUCAGCAGCAGGGUGAAUCGACCAAUGAGAAAAGUUCGAAGCAGUUCAACAGGCCUCUGAGGGUCCAACAGACAGAUGAAUGUCAGAGCAACAGGAAGAGGACGGAGGACCAGCACAGAAAAGACCACAGAGAGGAUGAUGAGAACCUCCCUCCAUCCCCCUCCUUGCCCCAGCUUCCUCACUCUGCCUCCCCCUCUUUACCCCCCCGUUUUUCCUCCCCCUUCCCAACCCCUCUAUCUGCAGAGGCUACUGAUGAGGAGAUUGCCAUCAGCUUGGAUACAAAGGAGACUCUGUUUCCUGAAGUGUCUUUGUUUGGAGAAAGAGAACUGGUCCAUCUUUCCCCACCAAAGAGCUCUGCAUCAAAACUUUGUGACUCCGCUCCUUGUCAAGUCCCAUUACCAACGGAGCCAAUCAGAGACAGCAGCAUAUCCAGACCAAUCCGACACACACACCUCCUAAGGACAACUCAGUCGGAUGGGGCAGCAGACCAUGGGUCGGAUUGUUUCCAUGACAACCGCCACCAGGAUGACUCCAAUCACAUGAGCAUCAACGAGCGACUAGAAAAGCUGCAGACAUUUUACUCCACAGAGAAGAAGGAAAUCUCUCCGCGAAUGCUACUGGAUACUGACACACACACCACACACUCCUCAGACAGAGGGCACUUGGGUACCAUGGAGAAAACUCAGGCAUCACCCUCUGCUCCCCUUCCUCACCUGCGCAAUGUAGGGUUAAAAGAUGGACGGGGGAGAAAGAUGACAUGGGUGGGGCUGAACAGACCGGGGCCACCAAGACUUCUCAUCAAUGGAUCUAAACCUCCAGUUUUCCCCUCGCAUAGACAACAUACUAUGGUCAUCAAGAGCCUCAGGCAGGAAAGGGGGAAGAGAAAAGAACUGUCUGCAGCAGGAGGAGGAGAGAGGGCAGGAGAAGGGAUGAGUGGAGCCAAGAGAAACACAGUUCAGUUACGUUCAUCUCUCCAACGCCGGGUUGGGGAUCUGAACCUGCCACUACUUCCAGCAGCUUUGCAGGGAAAAAGUGACAGGAAGAAUCAUCUACACAGUAUGGACUAUUAACAAAAAGACAGGAUGAAACAGGUGCACGCAAAUAGGUCCAGUGGUGCUCAUUUGCAUUUUGAUGGAACAGCUAUAAAUGGCAGCUACAAAAAGAUGCAGCAGUAUUCUAUUAUUCCCUACUUUAACUGUUUAUUCAUACUGUUCACACCAACAGUGUCGCACCCAAACAAAUUACAUGCAGUGCCAAAAACUCUGACUCUGAAUAUAAGCUCUUUGCUUAAAUUCCAUCUUCAGCAUUACAACCAUUUAAAUCUUGUCCUUAAAUUUCAGUCCAUCAAAUUGUGAAGUGCAGAAUGCAUACUGACUUUUGGUCCUCAGUGUCCUCAUUGAUCUUCAUUAGAUAUUUAUACUAACACUGAAAGACAAAGUAAACCCAGUUCUGACUUCCACUGUAACAUUUUUAGAAUAUUUUCUGUAAGAGUUUUUCAGGUAUUGCUUAAUAAAGAUUUAAAGAAAAUCAACAAAACACAAAAUAUGAGACUUUUUUUGAGGCUGAAGUAGAACCUUUAACUUCUUUGAUGCAUUUAAUUCAUUGUCUCAUUCGCUAAUAUCAAGCUGUAAUCUUUGGCAUUUUGUCAACUUGCACUU
Molecule: messenger RNA, 2922 nt
Organism: Melanotaenia boesemani (Boeseman's rainbowfish)
Lineage: Eukaryota; Metazoa; Chordata; Actinopteri; Atheriniformes; Melanotaeniidae
Product: hormonally up-regulated neu tumor-associated kinase
Exons: 11
Coding region: 1-2334 (777 amino acids)
Biological process (GO): protein phosphorylation; intracellular signal transduction
Cellular component (GO): cytoplasm
Molecular function (GO): ATP binding; protein serine/threonine kinase activity
Source: RefSeq, a predicted model, not a curated record